Molecule: messenger RNA, 1023 nt
Organism: Vespa velutina
Lineage: Eukaryota; Metazoa; Arthropoda; Insecta; Hymenoptera; Vespidae
Exons: 2
Coding region: 155-889 (244 amino acids)
Source: RefSeq, a predicted model, not a curated record
AACUUUUAUAAAAAUUAUUCUUUUUUAUAAAUAAUUCUUAAUCACGAUAAAUUUGUGUAUAAAUAUCUACUUUGCGAAGAUUACGGUAUAUUCGAGUUUAUCAUCGUGCGAUAUAAACUAGUGUGUACCGUUCCGAACAAUAAUUUCAACAACUAUGAAGUACGUUUUCACGUUCUUCGCGACUUUAAUCGUCGUUGGAGUUUCUGCCAUACCACUUAAUGGCGAUCGUACGGAUUUAUUGAAUGGCAAUAGACCAGAUAUAUUUAUCGACAAUCUUUUGGGUAUAUUUAAUGGCAAUAAUGAGGAAGAAAAUCCUUUGGAUAAAGAUCUUUUAGAUUUCGUACGACUCAUACCUUUGGACAAACUAACUGAAAUUGCAAAUAAAUAUAUUAAUGAUUCUCUGUUAAUAAAGCAACAUGAAUAUGUAACGAGUGAAGAAUUCCACAACUUGGUAUAUGCUGUCGAAGACACACAGCAACAUCAAAAAUAUGUUCUCUAUAUUCAAGAAUCGGGAUACGAUAAAAUUAGAGAAAUUCAAAUGAUUCAUUCGGCUCUUGGAAUGAAAGAUUAUGUACCACCCAAACCAUCGAAUGAAGUAUUUAAGAAACACGACCAAAAAAGGGAAGGUGGAUUGAAUGGUUUUAUCAAAGAAUAUGUUGCAAUUCUUCCUGUGAAGGAAAUCAAAGAACUUCACGAAAAGAAACUCAAGGAAUCAGAGGCCUUUGCUAAAUUCAGUUCUUAUAUUCUAAGCCAAGAAUUACGUGAAAUAUGCAAGGAACUUGGUGAAAUAAAACCAGUGAAAGAAAUGUUACGAGCAUUAGACAAAGUUCAUAUUGAUUAUUUGGCGAUUAUGGAUCUUCAACUUCGUAUACUUGGCUUCAGACCAUAAAUCAUUCAAAUAUUCCUACUAAAUCUAUUUCGGCAUAUAUAUAUAUAUAUAUAUAAUGAAUAUAAAUUUCUUGUAAUGCAACUAAAAUUAUAUUCUUAUAUUUCAAAAAUAAUAAAAAAACUAACCAUUUAAAA